Punica granatum (pomegranate) is the source of this 1601-nucleotide messenger RNA. Lineage: Eukaryota; Viridiplantae; Streptophyta; Magnoliopsida; Myrtales; Lythraceae. The record is from RefSeq and is a predicted model, not a curated record.
AUGGGGAACACUUUAAUCUUAGCAAUUUCAGUUGUUCUCUUGAUCCUUUCAUUCGGAUCGGCGUAUGGAAUGAGAAUAGAAUUAUUCUCAGACAAGGGACAGGACAAGUCCGAUGAUGGAAUAUGCAAAUCGAUGGCUGAGCCGCAUAAUUAUGUCUGCGAGGAGCAUACCGUAAGGACAGGAGACGGUUAUAUCCUCGGCCUGCAGAGAAUUCCUGUGGGACAAUCUGGUGGGACCUCAAGGGACCGACCACCAGUUCUGUUGCAGCAUGGAAUCCUGGCGGACGGAACCACAUGGAUCCUACUCCCACCGGGGAAGUCGCUGGCGUUCCUACUCGCUGAUAAUGGAUUUGAUGUAUGGAUAGCUAACUCCCGAGGAACAGCAUCCAGUGGGCAUGUAUCUCUCAGUCCCAGUGAUGCAGCCUUCUGGGAUUGGUCAUGGGACAAACUGGCAUCUUUCGAUCUUCCUGCUGCAUUUGCUUAUGUGCACCAGCAAACAAAGCAGAGGGUCCAUUAUGUUGGUUACUCUCAGGGGAGUUUGAUUGCUUUAGCUGCCUUAUCGAAGAAGCACCUACUAAGCAUGCUGAGAUCGGCAGCAUUGCUUAGCCCUAUCUCUUACAUGGGUCACAUAAGCUCCCCGCUCGUGAGAGUUGCUGCUGAAAACUUCAUGGCUGAAAGACUUUACCAGUUGGGUCACAACGAGUUCAACCCGAUAGGGGAUGCUGCAACGAAGAUGCUAAAGGAUAUAUGCCAAAAGUCAGGAAUUGACUGCAGCAAAUUUCUCACAGCUUUCACAGGCCAAAACUGCUGCAUCAACAAGUCGAUUGUGCAGGCUUUCCUCAACCACAAGCCUCAGUCAAGUUCCAUGAAGAAUAUGGUCCAUCUUUCACAGAUGAUGAGGAAUGGAACCAUCUCAAUGUACAACUACGGAGAAAAAGACGAGAACAUCCAACACUACGGGAAACCGAGGCCUCCAUCGUACGACAUGAAAAGCAUCCCCAAUGACGUACCUCUUUUCCUGAGCUACGGUGGGGCUGAUGCUCUUUCGGAUGUUAAGGAUGUGAAGCUGUUGCUGAAGAGCCUCAGUGACCACGAUGGGGACAAGCUUGUUAUUCAGUACCAGGAAGAUUAUGCACACCUCGACUUUAUUAUGGCUGAGAAUGCCAGGGAGAUUGUGUACGAUCCUCUAGUGGCAUUUCUGACGCUUCAGUGAGGAACCUUGAGAUCCAAGAAAGAACCAUCUUUUCAGUUGGUUUUCCUUCGAGGUUGCUGCUGAUCAUCUUUUAUGUGCAAAGAGAUCAGACUGAUGGAAAAUUCUAAACUCGGUUAGAGAUGGAUUGAUAUUUGUAAAUGUACCUAUAUACAUGUGUGUGUCUGUGUGUGUGUAUCAAGUUUGCAAUGGUUCUCUAUAGAUAGGUUGUGAAUAGAUUUCGGAAAAUAAAGGUGAGUUUGGUUUAUGGAAGAGUGGCAAUGAACUACGGGGUCAAGCUUUGUCCUUUUCGUAGUACUAAUUCGAAACAAGCCCUUGAUGACAAAAUUUGAGAACAGGAAUCAGCACAUCUUUUCGUCUUGUCCACUUGUUCUGAUUCCAUGGCAUGUUAU